This is a messenger RNA of Notodromas monacha, 979 nucleotides long. The record is from the annotation of a GenBank genome assembly. Lineage: Eukaryota; Metazoa; Arthropoda; Ostracoda; Podocopida; Cyprididae.
GUACGACGUGCCCGAACUUUCCAAGUACCUGGAUUUCAUCAACGUCAUGACCUACGAUUUCCAUGGCCAGUGGGAACGACAAGUCGGCCAUAAUUCGCCGCUUUACGCAUUGGAAAGCGCGUCCAAGUACCAAAAGAAACUCACUGUGGACUUUAGCGCGAGGGAAUGGGUUCGUCAAGGUGCGCCAAAAGAGAAGCUGCUUAUUGGCAUGCCGACCUACGGUAGGUCAUUCACGUUGGUGGACGAAGAGAAAUUCGAUAUUGGCGCACCAGCAACUGGUGGAGGAACUGCUGGUGAAUUCACUGGAGAAGAAGGCUUUUUAUCCUAUUACGAGGUCUGUGACUUCCUGCAUCAAGACAAUGUGACAUUGGUAUGGGACAAUGAGCAGCAAGUACCUUUUGCUUAUCGCAAGGAUCAAUGGGUCGGAUUCGACGAUGAACGCAGUCUGAAGACUAAGAUGGAGUGGCUGAAGGAAAUGGGUUUCGGAGGCGUGAUGAUUUGGAGCGUGGACAUGGAUGACUUCAGGGGAAGUUGCGGGAUGGGCAAAUUCCCGCUCAUCAACGCCAUCAAAUCUGCAAAUGAGGUUGUGUGCGAGGAAUCGGAUGGUCACAUUUCGUACCACCGGGACUAUUCCGACUGCACAAGGUACUACAUGUGCGAGGGCGAGAGGAAGCACCACAUGCCCUGUCCAUCCAACCUGGUGUUCAAUCCGGACCAGAGCGUGUGCGACUGGCCGGAAAACGUGGCACACUGCGCCCAUCUGGCGCCCAAAAAGGACGAGCGGCGAUGAGUGUGCCACUACCCACCAACGCCACACCAUCAGCACUCGACCAACAUAUAAUCAUUAUCAUCACGCACCCGCAUCAGGGAGAUUUUUAAUUCGAGGGACAACGAACGACAACAACAAGAAAAACAGACGCAAAGAGAAAUUCUUUCUUUGAAUUGGCGAAUGAAUCCCUCAGCAGACUUCGCAUGGGCU